GGCUUCCACACCGUUUUACAAAGCAGCUUUUGAUCUUUGACUCCAACUUCAUUUCCUGCCGAACUUGUCCUUGACUUUACUAGUCAUGGCAGAUAUCAAACCCAAGGUUGCCGUAUACUACGACAAGGAGGAGUCUCCCAACAUGCUCAGCCUUGAGGAAUUAUCCUUGUUAAUGAAACAUGUCAACAUCGAGGGCGACGAUGCUAGUGAUGGAUCGGAAAGCGAAGAAAGUGGUGUCAUCGUCCCGGAGGAAGAAGAUACGGAAAAGACGAACACCCCUAUAGGAUCCAUCAGCGAGGUCAAGAACAUCUACAAGUCUUCCAAGGACAAGGACGGCAUGUGGACGUGGGUCAACAAGUACCCGGAGGACGUAGCGGAACCAGCAGAGAAUGCUGUGACGGACACUUAUGCCGUGCUCGUGCGCAACGUCAAGAGCCAGGACGGCCGCAAGAAGCUCGAGGCUCAUUCCAUCGUCGUGCAGAGCCCCUGGCUGCAAAAGGCCCUUGGCGAUGUCAUAUUGAAGGACUACCCUGGUGUGGCGUGCGAGCUGAAGCGUCUGACUUUUGAGGCUCCCUUCAAGCCCUUCAUCCACCGGUGGUUCGAGCUUCUCGAGUACAUGAAGCGCCCUGAUCUGGACCCAAAGACCAAGGAGCAUCUCGUUGUUCUGCAUGACAUACUCCAGUAUGAGAUUGGUGACAGCAUCAAGGCUUAUGAGGACUACGUUCUCAAUGGUGUCGUUACUUUCGAACAUCUGUGGAUGAUCUUCCAGCCUGGCUCCGUCGUCCUCGCUGCCCAUAAAGGACCGCUCUCUGCUUUUGAGCUGGAAGAAUCUGAGUACCUGGAGAAUAAGUGCGGGAGGUUCCUUGCUCUUUUUGCCGACUGCGUUGACUACAGCGGAAAGGCGUUUGGCCGCGUGACAGAGCGGAUUGAUGUCCCGGAAUUCAUCGGCAUCAAGAAGAUCACUGGCCUGAAUGCCUUCCCUCUAUCUUUCCAUGAGGAUGAGAAAGGGAUAACAGCAAGCCUGAUAGAGAGGGGUAGUAUUUUUGAAAAGCUGGCAGGACACCAUUACAAAGCUUAUGAUGGCACUGCGAUCACUUGGGACCAGCAGAACAAUGAGGUCCCGAUCCAGCUCAGCGGUCGCGUAGUCGUGGACAUCCAUUCCUUCAACCGCAGCAACAUGUGGCGUCGGCGCCGGCCGUCUGAUUGGAAAGCCAAGGACCUGGAGCGUCUAUAUGAACACCGGCGGCAGCACGGCCUCUCCGAGCAUGGCCAUCUCAGGCUCACGCCGUACUACCAGAUGCUCGCACGCUCUCGCACUCGCGGCUAUUCUCUCAAGCGCAAGGAGUGGCUCGAGUUCUACGUCGAGCAAGUUGAUGAUAUAAAGUGGAACGAGGACGCUUUCGAAAAGCUCGUGCUGCCAGACGACCAGAAGGAGCUCAUCAUGGCCUUCUCAGAGUCUCAACUAGACGGAGGGGACACCUUUGACGACGUCAUCUCGGGCAAGGGCAAGGGCAUAAUCUGCCUCCUGUCCGGCCCCCCAGGCGUAGGCAAGACGCUGACGGCCGAGGCGGUCGCCGAGAACCUCCGCGUGCCGCUGCACACGCUCAGCUCGGGCGACCUAGGCUCCAAGCCGUGGGAGGUAGAGCAGGGCCUGUCGCAGAUCCUCGAGCUGGUCGCGCGGUGGAACGCCAUCCUGCUGCUAGACGAGUGCGACGUCUUCCUUGAGGCGCGGUCUACACACGACCUCGAGCGCAACAAGGUCGUCUCCAUCUUCCUGCGCACCCUCGAGUACUACGAGGGCAUCUUGUUCAUGACCACCAACCGCGUGGAUAACAUCGACCAGGCGUUUCAGUCCCGCAUCCAUGUCUCGCUCGAGUACCCGGACCUCACGGCCGAGUCGCGCGCUCACAUCUGGCGCAAUUUCCUCUCGGCCGCCAAGCAGAAGCCCGAGGUCACAGACCAGGAUGUGGAGCAGUUGGCCAAGCUGGAGCUCAACGGCCGCCAGAUCAAGAACAUACUCAAGACGGCCCAGCUCUUGGCGAGACGGAAGAAGAGUGUGCUCAAGCGAAGCUUCAUCGAGACGGUUCUGGGGAUCGAGAUGCGUCGACCCUCUGUCGACGGCACUGCUGAAUGGAUUGGGAAGACGGGCGUCAAGCAGAUCGUCAGUUAGACGCUGCCCAUGUAGGCCCAGGGUGUCGAAAUGUUGUGCGGUGCACAUGUGAGUUUUCGAAGGUUCUCAUGAAGCGAUAUUCUAGAUAGACGAAUAGGAAGUCACAUACUGCCGCUGAAGUCGCCAAGGGGCGUGACUCCAGAUGUCGGCCGACAACGUCAUCUGCGAAGAGUCCAUCGGGGAUGGCAUCCACUCCGCCCUGCAGGAAAACCAGGUUGUUCGGAAAGGUGGUUACGUUGUAGAUCUUGUUGAUGGUGUCGAGAUUACGCUGUUGGAAGGCAGAAGCAUCCCGAGACAGCUGAUAGGAAGUCAAUCCCAUCACUACUGAGAGCAGAAGGAAAACAGACAACAGUUUGGAGAUCAUUUUCGAUCCGCGAUUAUUUUUCGGCUGUUCAGGGUCUGAUGUUGUCGGUUGAGGGAUCAAUCAGC
Molecule: messenger RNA, 2599 nt
Organism: Diaporthe batatas
Lineage: Eukaryota; Fungi; Ascomycota; Sordariomycetes; Diaporthales; Diaporthaceae
Exons: 3
Coding region: 86-2170 (694 amino acids)
Molecular function (GO): ATP binding; ATP hydrolysis activity
Source: RefSeq, a predicted model, not a curated record